UAUUCUCUGUUUCUUAUUUAUACCCACAGAAAUGGAUACCUAUGUGCGUAGAGUAGAAGCCAAUUCACGCUACGCUAUUUCCACUGAAGCCAUGUCUGGUGGUAAUUUACCCCCAGAAAUUAUGGUGGAAAUUCUUCAGAGACUACCCCCAAAGUCUCUCGUCAAAUUCACCACUGUUUGCAAAUCCUGGAAUUCCCUCAUCACGGAUCACGCCUUCAUAUCUGAUCACCUCGAUCGUACCAUGCAACCCCAUAAUGGUAACAGUUUCCUCCUCCUCCAACUUCGUCGCCCAACUAGCAGGCAGCCUAACGUGCACGCUGAUGAUUAUCAGGAAUUCUACUCGCUUUUCUCAGAUAAUCGACCAUGUAAUAGCUUUUCUUCUGAGAGAUUCUCAUUCACCCGUCUAUUUCGAUUGUAUGGUUAUUCAACCGUGGUUGGCACUUGCAAUGGGCUUGUAUGUUUCGCUCAACAUUCAAUAAUUUACUUUACUACUCUCAUUAUUUGGAACCCUUCUCUUCGGAAAUACGUGAAGCUCCGUAAACAAAUCAUGGCCCGUAGCAACCAUAAUAUCGAACGCGUGAAAUAUCGGCUACUUUACGCGUUUGGUUUUGAUUCUAAGAACAAGGAUUACAAAGUAGUCAGACUUGUGACUCUCAACAAUGAACAAGACAGUCCUCAAGUUGAGGUGUACUCUCUUGCUUCUUGUUCUUGGAGAAGCAUCACUGUUAGAGUUCCUUUGUUUUUCCUUCCUGCACACCUACAGAAGAUACCCCACCAAAUGUUUGUGAAUGGUUCAGUUCAUUGGGUUGUCAGUCGUAGGUAUGGUAGUGAAGUUCAGAAUUUUGUUUUAUCAUUCAAUGUGGUUGAAGAGACUUUUGGUGAAUUAAUGUUACCGAGACAAUUGAAUGAAUCUGCUUCUAUGCUAUCUAUUUUGGAAGGAGGGCAUUUGCUUGCUGUGCUUCAUACUUAUUCAAAGAAGAGCAUAGAUUUUUUUAGCAUUUGGGUCAUGAAAGAAUAUGGUGUUGUGGAGUCAUGGACUGAGGUGUUGCGUUGUGAUUUAAAACGAUAUGGAGGAAUAAUGACUGUAUUAGCUCUUACUAGCAGAGGAAAAGUGGUGCUGAGACUUUGUAGUGGAGCUAUAGUUUUACUUGAUCCAAUGGAAGAUUCGGUUAAGUCUUUGGGAGAUCAGGAAUAUUUUCAUGCUUUUGCAGGACCUUAUGUGGAGAGUCUGUUUUUCAUAAACAAGAAAACUGAUGUUUUGUCAUACUAGCUAACAACUGUCGAAAGACAUGUAGUAGAGGCAUUUUUUCAAUGGAAGUGUUUGAUUGGAAUGUAUUUCUUGCUCUAUAGAAAUCUUGGUGAUUUUCUGAUGUACUCAAUGGUCAGUAUUUUGUGAUAUGUUCUAUGUUUGGUUCAUUUAUGGUGUUAUACAAGUGCAAUUUUUUGUCUUUUCUGUAAACUGCUCUAUGUAUUCACUUCGAAGGCAGGUUUUAUUGCUUUUUUUUUUUUUUUGGUUAAGGUAUUUCCUAAUUCUUCGAAUGUAUGACCUGGUUUAAUUAAUUAUGAGAAUUGUAACAUACCAGAACUCGAAGUUUACACUUAACAUUAUCACCUUCUAUUACCGUGACAAGCUAUCGAGUUUUUUCAGAUUAGAUGCUACGGAGGAGACCAGACCUUAUCCAGACGUCACAUGAUUAUAUUACAUAUAGUGCAAUGAGACAGAGAGGGAGGGAGAGAAAAAAAGAGAGAAGAGGGUAAAACUUUAAACAAAGAAAAUAAAUUAAGUAAAAAUUUUCCAAAAAUUACCACUCGAGGUUGGUUUAGAUUGUAAGGAUAAAUAGAAUAGGCAAAAAAAUUGAGAGUAAAGAGAUGUUUUUUUUGGUGCAGGGCAUAAUAUAAGUUUGUUGUAUCAGCUAAAUGAUUUUAGGUUUUGAUUUUAAGCCUUCUCUGAGUAUCACUCUUUGCAAGUUUUGCCAUUUCCAGCCGGCAUUGAACAUCAAAUUUGACUUCUAUUUAUGCAUUUGAAGUGCUCGUCAAGGUGGAGAAUCCAGAUAUCCAAGCUGAAGCAAUGUCUGAAUUUUACUCCAGGGAUUGUAGUGGAAAUCCUUCAGACUAUCCCUCAUGUUUCUUGUGAAGUUCACCUCUGUUUGCCAAGCUUGGAAUUCCCCCAUCAAUGAUCCAACCUUCAUAUAUGAUCAUCUCAACCGAACAAUUCAAGCCACUGAAGACGGUUCUCUCUUCCUGCAAUGGCCAUAUGUGUUUUGCUGACCAUUCAAAAGUUGAUUCCACUUGCAAUUCAAGUUCAGAAAUUUAUCGUGUCUUUUCAUGUGGUUGGAGAAAGGUUUUGGUGAAUUGAUGAUUUGAAAGAAUCUCCUUAUUCUGUGCCAUUUAUCUUGGACGGAGGGCAUUGGCUUGCUGUGCUUCAUCAAUAUUCAGAAGAGUAAGAAGGUGGUUUUAGUAUUUGGCUGAUAAAAGAUUAUAUAUGGUGUUGUGGAGUCAUGGACUGGGAUAUUUCGUUGCGAUUCACAACUCUAUGGGUCAUUUGGACUGUAUUAGCUCUCACUAGUAGCGGAAAAGUGGCGCUAAAACUUAAAAGUGGAGUUAUCGUUUCACUAAAUCCCUUGAAAGAAUUGGCAAUGCCUUUGGGAGAUCAGAAAUAUUUUUAUCCUUACGCCGGACCUUAUGUCGAGAGAGUUUUUUUUCAUAAACAAAGAACAUGAUGUUUUGUCUUCCUAGAUACAUACUAGAGGCUAAGCUGUCAUAUUGAUUUGUUAAUUUUUCUGGCUGAGUUCUGCCUAUAGAAGAGUCAGAUUAUGACCAAAUGUUUGGAUUAUACUUCUUGUUCUCUAGACUUCAUUUUAUGUCCUCAGGCUACAUUGUUGGCACCUUAUAGCAGUUAUGGUGAUUUUCCGCUGUAUUUAUUUUCGGUG
This is a messenger RNA of Prosopis cineraria, 2930 nucleotides long. Its product is annotated as F-box/kelch-repeat protein At3g23880-like. The coding region runs from base 32 to 1270 and encodes 412 amino acids. Gene Ontology annotation, molecular function: protein binding. The record is from RefSeq and is a predicted model, not a curated record. Lineage: Eukaryota; Viridiplantae; Streptophyta; Magnoliopsida; Fabales; Fabaceae. The transcript has a single exon.